This is a messenger RNA of Argiope bruennichi, 6207 nucleotides long. RefSeq lists its product as uncharacterized. Gene Ontology annotation, cellular component: cell surface. The record is from RefSeq and is a predicted model, not a curated record. Gene Ontology annotation, molecular function: heparin binding. Bases 19 to 6162 code for a protein of 2047 amino acids. The transcript has 28 exons. Lineage: Eukaryota; Metazoa; Arthropoda; Arachnida; Araneae; Araneidae.
CUCUCUUUGGGUUAGUAGAUGGUAACAAUGUGGAAGCUGUGCUUUCUUUCGGUGGCAUGGCUGGUCCAUUCAGCUGCAUACAGUCAAGAAAACUUGACUACGAGCAAGGAAAAUAUAUCCAGCUUGGAAUCUGAAUUUGACAAAGUAGCAGAAGACUUCCUGACUUCAUUUAGUCUUGCCCAUUCGAAGACGAUAUCUCGCAAGAAGAGAGGACUUGACACAGACUCGGAAUUGCUUAUUGCUGGUGGAGAUGUCUAUAGACUUCAGACAAUUGUUCCCGUUUCUAAACUAUGCAGUCCUGCAGUGUAUUCGACGUUUCUGAAUAUCGACAAUACGACAUAUGCGAUCUGUGCAAGAGAAGCUACAAAAUACACCCCAGCUGAAGUUUUUGUUGGAUUAUACAAAGAACAUAAAUGGUACAUCCAUUGGAGAUGGUAUGUAGGUAAUCCCAAAGGUCUUGCAACGUUUCAUCUCAACGGUUACAUCUACAUUUUUGUUGCCGAUAAUGAUAAAGAAGAUGGAAUAGCUCAAUUGCGAAUAAAUAUUGCUACCCUGACAAAGGAGGAAGAUUACAUUGUUCAUAGUAAAUACCCUAAAAGCAUUUUUAUCUGGCCAAUGAAAGCCGCUAACUACCACAUGGCAAUAGUCAACUCGGAUGGACAUCAACAUCCUUCAGAUUUGAGCUCUCGAGUUUUCUUCUACGAAUGGAUGGGUACUUAUUUUGAUAAAUACGCUGAAUUCCAAGCUUAUGAUGUGAAAGAUGUAGAACCAUUUCAUAUUCAUGGAGCAGCUUAUUUGGCGAUUGCUAACUUUAGGAGAGGUAUAAACGACUACGAAGUAGAUUCAGAAAUCAUGAAAUAUAACCUAGACAAGAAAAUAUGGGUAACGCAUCAGAAAAUCAGGACUUACGGAGCUAUGGAUUGGGAAUUUUUCAGUCUUGGAACAGAUAUUGGCCAAGAAUUCUUUCUGGCAGUUGCAAAUAAGGAAGGAGGUGCUUCAAACAUUCAGAGCGUAAUCUACAAAUUCGUGAAAGAUCGGUUUGUUCCAUUCCAGUGUCUACCAACCCCAGGUGCGGUCUCCAUUUCCUCUUGGUCGUCUGGAUCAAUAUUUUUACUUGCUAUUGCCAAUGUUGAUGCAGUUUAUCUUUAUGAAUAUGAUGGGUGGCAGUUUGUGAUGAGUGGUAUACAAUAUACUCAAGGAUCGAUGUCAUCUGGCGUGACGCAUUUGAAAUUUAAUAAUGUAGUGAGAGAUUAUCAUGAAGUUAUAAUUUUGAGUGUAAGCAAUCCUCGACAACAGAAUGAACUUUCAAUAUUUGAAGUUGGAUUCGUUAAAGACAGUUCAUUGGAUGACUGGAAUAAAGCUGGUACAAGAUGGUGCAUGGACGCCCAGAGUAACUUAGCGGCCUCUAACUCUGAUCUCCCUUUAUUGAAUGAUGUUGUAUUUAUUAAUCAACCUCAACCAAUUACCAUAAAUGGCAGUUUGUACUUCGAAAAUGGCUUUGGAACGGAUAAACUCAAAACUCCUCGGCUAAAAGAAAUGGUAACUCAAGAGAGAUACGACAGUGAAAUGCUACUUAAUUUACAAGAUUUGCAAAAGCGACUUGACGCAAUAAGCGUAAAGAUUGGCCAUUUUGAAGAAGUGCUUAGAAGUUCGCUUCAAAUUGAAGGAAAUCAAACUGUUUAUGGUCAAUUACAGUUUAAAGACGUGUCAUUUAGCUGCGAAGAGAAGUCGUGCCGUUUCAAUAAUAUUAAAACAAGUGUAUUAAAUGAAGAUAUUGCGGACUGGAGAGAGAAUCUAGUUUUUCUUGACGGUGAACAAGUCAUUGAUGGUAAUCUAUUCGCCGAAAAUAUUAUUGCCAAUAACAUAAAUGUGCCCGAUAAGAUAAAUGGAGUUGACAGCAAGACUUUAGUGACUAAAUCUGGAAAUCAUAACAUUACUAGUACAAAAACUUUCGCUAAUUUUUUCACGGCAGCAGAUCUAGAUGUCGGGGGAUUGGUGGAUGGAAUGAAAAUAUCCCCAUCUAACAUCUUAUUGACAAGAGGACAUCAGUCUGUUACUGGGGAUUUGAUCUUCAAAGACGUAGAUACUACUUGGUUGAAAGUGGAAGAAUCGGUAAAUGGAAUCAACUUGCAAAGUUUCUACGAGGACGCACUGCGAUCAGAUAUAUCUUCCGUUAUCAUUGGGAAGAAAAGAUUCCAAGAUAUUAUUGUUAGCGACUUGACUAUGAAUGAUGGAUCUACAAUAAAUGGUAUCGAUAUUCCAGACUUGUGGGAGAAUACGUUAUGGGCUGGUGAUAAUCAAGAGAUAAAAGCUCCAAUGACAUUUCAGUCAGUGGCACUUCACAAGAAUCUCUUCACCCCAUUCGGAAUAAAUGGAGUACAGAUUCCUGGACCUCGAGUUGUCACUCUGAGUGGAUUCUCGAAUGUUACGGCUCAUCAUGUGUUCACGACUUCGACGACUAUUUCUCAACUGAAUGUACUGAAUUCCUUGAAUGGAAUCGAGGCAUUUAAUAUUCCAGGACAACUUCCUCUGCUUGAUAUACUGUUAAUGAAUGGAAAUCAAGUGGUAACAGGCAAAAAGACUUUCAAAACUAUUCAUUUGGAUGCCAAUAGUUAUGUGAAGGGAACUGUAAAUGGGGUUGAUCUUUCAGAGCUGAAUGAUAUGGUUCUGCAUCGAGAUUCGUUGCCACGUAAACGUACAUGGACUUUCAAUAACUUAAAGAUAGAAGGACCUCUCACUGUGAAUAGAAUAUCCGACUAUGAUCUGGAUUCCAUCUACGCGAAUGCAUUAAAAUUGAAUGAUACAGAUAUUCCAGAGAUAAUAUUCAAGGAUACUGUAUUCAUUGAAGAACUAAUCAGUCAUGAUAUUAAUACAAUAGAUAUAGCAAGAGACUUGAUUUUAAUAAAUAAACCUCAAGUUAUAACUGGAAGAAAAGUGUUCCAGGACGUGGUUUUAGAAGAAAAUAUCAUCAUUGUUGAAACAUUUAACAACGUGAAUAUGACUUUCUUGACAGAAACCAUUUUGAGAAUUGGAAACCAAGAUUUGAAUUCUAAAACUUUCAGUGGAAAUGUAAAAAUUGACAAGCUGACUGUCAAAGGCUCGAUUAAUAACGUACCUGUUUCUGAAUUCGUGACUCUGAAUAGCAAUCAAGAACUGCUGUAUUCUCGGGAACUAAUCAAUGUUACUUUUAGAGAAGUCGAUGCGAAAGAUAUUCAUAUUGCGGGGACAGUGAAUGGCAUUGACGUAGACGAAAUGAUGCGGGACACGAUGACUUACACAGGUCCUGAAGUUAUUAACAAGAAAAUAAUAAAAGGUACAAUCCACGUAGAUAUCGGAGAUGAUGUGAGCAUUGUCAAUAUCAAUCGUAUUAAUAUCAAUGACCUGUGGGAAGAUGCAGUCUUUCUAGAUGGUGCUCAAGAAAUUAUGGGUCCCAAGACGUUUAAAUCUUUAGUAAUUUUCAAUAACGUACGAUUUACUAGUAUUGAUGGAGUGUCUGAACAAGACCUGAAGAAUUGGAUGCUGAAAGAUGUUCCUCAAACUGUCGAGGGGAAUGCGAUUUUCCUUGACGGCAUUUCAAUUAAAAGUCUUUACGUCGAAGGCUACAUAAAUGGCAUAAACAUAACUGAACUUGAUGCAUCAAUUGUGAAAAUUAAUGAGCAUAACACUAUAGAGGGAUCAAUUAUGUUUGAUAAUCUUGUAACGUCGAAAGGCGAUAUAAUAUUAUCUGGACAAAUUCAGGGAGUCGAUCUCUCGGUUGAGGCUGUAACGAGAUCGGGAGACAAAACGAUAACCGGUGUCAAAACAUUUACACAGGACCUAAUUAUUCUAGGGGAUGCAACUGUUGAUGGUUUAGUAGAUGGAAUUCUGGUUCAAGAAUUGUGUAAAAAUGCUCUCUUGGUGAACCGGAAGCAAAACAUUAGUCGAAUGACAAUUAAGGGAGAUGUUACUUUCCUAGGAGGAGGAACGGUUGAAGGAAAAGUUUCUGGUAUUGACUUAGUGAAGCUUCAUGACAUAGCUGUUUCUCUUGACAAUGAAUUGACAUUUUCUGGAAAAAAGACAUUCGAAAACCUUACAAUAGAAGGACCUAUAAUUUUGGAAGGUACACUAGGUGGAAUAGACCUCCAGAUCCUUGCUCAAACAUACAUGAGUCUUACUCAAGAUCAGAUAAUAAAAGCGGAGAUGAAAUUCGGCGAACUGUUUUUUGAAGAAACGGUUUCAUCAAAAAAAUUCAACACAGAAUUUCAAAUGAUGAACGAUGUUAACGUCAGCAACUUGACCCGAGUACUCAGAACAGAUAAGUCUCAAACCGUAAUUGCUGAACAUUUCUUUCAUAAAAUAACUUUUCACGAUGUUUUUGUUGCUGGUAAAGUCAAUGGUUUGAACAUCCCAGAAGGAGUGAUGAGACAAAACCACCCUAACAUCGUAGAAAGUCCGAAAGUGUUUGAAAAGCCUCUACAUGUUGGUAAUCUUGUAAUUGGAGAAGGGAAACUGAUUCAAGGUGUCGACGUAGCGAAAUGGUUUAAAACGGCAGUUUUAAAUAAUGGUUCAUUUAUGAUCGAUAAUUACAAAACUUUUCAUAAUCUGACCGUUAUUAAUGCAUGGGUCGGUGGAUUGCUUGAUGGGCUGAAAGUGUCCGAAGAAAAUCUUCUGAUGGUGUAUGGCGAUCAAAUUGUAACUGGCAAAAAAACUCUUAAAGACCAUGUAGAUAUUAGAGGCUCUUUAACAGUAGAUGGAACUAUUAAUGGAAUAGAUUUGGAUUUCUUAUCUAUUGCUACUCUUCAGAGAGGUCGAACCAAUAUAAUUACAGGCACAAAAUAUUUCAGCAUGCCUUUAACUAUACAAUAUCUUGAAGCACCUACCGUAGCUGGUGUGAACCUGGAGGCACUAGAGAGGAAAAUCAAUACUCAUUUAGAUUUUGGACAGCUAUUAAGUAGACUUCAAGAAAUUAAUGCAGUUGUUGACAAAAUGAGUGAUGCAAUUAAAAGUCAAGCUAUCGUAUUCCAAUACUAUGAAUUAUUCCAAGAAUUCAAUAUCCCUUCUGCUUAUAGCUGGUUAUAUCUAUUUGGUGAAGAUUGUGAAGAAUUAUUACUACUUUCGGAAAAUUCAAGUUCACAGGCUUAUUGCUCCAGUAUACGGCUCUUCGAGUUCUACCCAGAGCAGCAACUAUUUUUGGCACUUCCCCAAGAAAUUAUAACUUCAUAUGCAGUAUCCAUUAAAAGUAUAUUUACUUGGGAAACUACAUACCUGUUUAUUGCCAAUCAGAAUCCAAAUCCUUCUUGUUCAAGGGAACAAAUCACUGGUAUUGGGAAUACAACAAGCGACAUAUACUUCUGGAAUGCUGGUUCUUUUGAAACGUAUCAAAGAUUAGAAAUUCCUCCAGCUCUAGACAUGGUGGUAUUUCAAGAGGAAAAACUGUGUUGUGCAGUUUAUAUUCAUCUUCAUAAAUGCACAGUUUACUGUUCCAAAGGCAGUGACCAAUUAUUUGAACUCUUAGAAAUUUUGCCGACCACUGGUGGCAGAAAGGCGUCCGUACUUCAAGCUGCUGAGGGUAUUAUACUAGCAAUAAUGACCGAAAACCCGAGUAUGAGAGAAAUCUUUAUCGACGGCGAAAUGGCAGUAGACAUCUACUUCUGGAAUUCUGAAGAAUCGACAUUUGCCAGUCCUGGACAAGUCAUUACUUCUACACAUGCUCAGUCUGUUCUCUUGAUGAGCUACACAAAGGAAUAUUCGUCCUUCAUCUUUCUAGUGAUAGCUGAAGGCAAAAUACCUAAAGUGCAAAAUGAGCCUCGGCUUGCGAUUUACAGAUACGAUGAUUCAAAUGGACUGUUCCAAAAAUAUCAGAUAAUCCAAGAUUAUGGGGAAUUGGAUUGGCUUGUUUUGCAGACAGGAGAGCUCAUUCUGUUUGUUUUGGAUUCUCAAAUGGGCAAAUUAAAAAUGUAUCAACACAAAGGAGCCUCUGGAUUUGUGAUCAUCGACACCAUUAACAGUCUUGGAUCCGUGAAUAUUCAUGCGUUCAUCCGAGAAGUGGAUAGAAAUGGCUUGCACCAUUAUGUUGCUCUUGCUGGUCCUAGAGCCUUAAUGGCCCAUCCUUCCCAAGGAACGGAUUACGCAAAACUUUUAAAGUCGAAAGUUAAAGGAAAUCGACGUUUUAUUAACCAUUAACGCUUUUUUUACACUGUUAAGUUUUAACAAUAAACUUUACCUGCU